This is a messenger RNA of Hemibagrus wyckioides, 2829 nucleotides long. It is a transcript of the gene faah2a, whose product is annotated as fatty acid amide hydrolase 2a. Bases 77 to 1714 code for a protein of 545 amino acids. NCBI's taxonomy places the organism in Eukaryota, Metazoa, Chordata, Actinopteri, Siluriformes, Bagridae. The transcript has 11 exons. The record is from RefSeq and is a predicted model, not a curated record.
GUGAAGGAUCAAAAUCCGGUUUUAUUUCACAGCUAAAGCAGUCCGUUCCUCCUUCUUGCGUCCUCAUCCGCUCGCAAUGGCCUCGACCCGACUGGAGCGGUUUUGGGGUCGUUUGUUGCGUCUUGUCGUUAAAACGUUUUUGGCAUUAUUCAGGUUAUUCGCACCUCAGCAUCGAGGAAGCGCAGAAGGUCACCGGCUUCCCCCCAUCACCGAGCCGCUGCUGCGCGUUUCCGCCGUUCAGCUCGCUCGGAACAUCCGCCGCAAACAAGUAACAAGUGUCCAGGUGGUUCAGGCUUACAUCGAUCGUAUCCAGGAAGUCAACCCACUAAUCAAUGCUUUGGUUAAAGACAGGUUUGGUGCAGCGCUCCAAGAAGCAGCACAGGUAGAUAAACUGAUAGAGGAGGAGACAGGAGGAGAGGAUGUACUGGAGGACAGACUUCCUCUCCUCGGUGUGCCCUUUACUGUGAAAGAAGCCUUCGCCCUGCAAGGCAUGCCCAAUUCUACAGGACUGCUGAGCAGGAGGGCGGUGGUUUCAGGAGUGGAUGCCCCACCUGUGGCUCUGCUAAAGCGAGCUGGGGCAAUUCCACUUGGUGUGACCAAUUGCAGUGAGCUGGCCAUGUGGCUGGAGUCUCACAACCACCUUUAUGGCAUUACCAGAAACCCUUAUGACCUCAAGAGGAUAGCAGGGGGCAGCUCAGGGGGAGAGGGAAGUAUAAUAGGUAGUGGUGCUUCUGUGAUUGGAGUGGGAUCAGACGUUGGUGGAAGCAUUCGCAUACCUUGCUUUUUUAACGGCAUCUUUGGACAUAAGCCAACAGCAGGUAUAGUAAAUAAUGGAGGUCAGUAUCCUCCAGCAUCUGGACAGCAGCCAGGCUUCCUCUGUACAGGCCCCAUGUGCCGCUACGCUGAGGAUCUUUUGCCCAUGCUGAGGAUUAUGGCAGGACCCAAUGCAGAAAAAUUAUCCCUCUCUACUAAUGUGGAUCUAAAGAAACUCCGGUUCUUCUCUGUUCCUCAUGAUGGAGGGUCACCUCUUCUCUCUCCUGUAGAUCCACAACUGAUUCAGGCACAGAAGAAGGUGGUUGAACAGUUAGAGGCUGAUUUAGGGGUCCGAGUUCAAGAAUUGCGCAUUCCUCAGUUCAAAUAUUCCUUUCAGAUCUGGGGAGCCAUGAUGUCUUCACCUGGCAAGGAUGGAAAGCCCCCUACUACUUUUGCUGAGCUGAUGGGUGGAGGAGAGAAGAAGGUGUGGCCUGUGUGGGAGUUUUUCAAAUGGUUUCUAGGACUGUCCUCUCACACCAUGGCUGCUAUAGGUCUGGCUCUGGUGGAGAUGUUUCAGAGCUCACAGCCAUCUCAGUUCAUUCUGCAGCAGAAAGAGAGUUUGCAAAAGGAUCUGGAGGAACUUUUGGGUACUGAUGGAGUGCUGUUGUAUCCUUCACACCCUCAACUGGCACCGAAACACCACCAGCCUCUGUUCACCCCCUUCAACUUCUCUUACACAGGAAUCUUUAAUAUCCUCGGGCUGCCAGUGACCCAGUGUCCUUUAGGGCUUAGUGUGGAGGGUUUGCCUCUUGGACUGCAGCUUGUGGCAGGAAAGCUACAGGAUCAUCUCUCUUUGGCCACUGCUCUGUACCUGGAGAAAGCUUUAGGAGGAUGGAGGGAGCCGGGUCACACUGAGCGCACACCGAACAGCACCUCGAAUGAUCUCAGUAAUGCUACAUAACUACUAAACUGUCCAUGCAUUAAUUAGUUACUUUAUCUUCUUAAAGCUUACAGUUUCCACAUAAUAAUGUGGCUUACGGAAUAUUAAGAAUAUUAAGAGAGGAAAGAAGAUAGGAAGGAAGGCUGAAAAAUAGAAAGAAGAAAGGAAAUAAUGUAAUGUAAUAAUAAUAAGAUAUACCACAGAGAUGAAUGUGUAAUGUUGUAAUUUAAUUUAAUAUAUAGCAAUUAAAUUACAAUUAAAAUAUUGAGACAUUAAAUAUAAAUAGAAAGAAAGAAAGAAAAAGAAAGAAAGAAAGAAAGAAAGAAAGAAAGAAAGAAAGAAAGAAAGAAAGAAAAGGAUAUGUAUUAUUAAAACAAGCCACAAAGAUCAAUGUCAUUUUGCUGUGAUGAAGGAAAAGGCAGAAAGACUGAAGGAAAGGAAAGUAAAUGGAAAGGAAAGGAAAGGAAAGGAAAGGGUAAAUAAAAAGAAAGAAAGAAAGAAAGAAAGAAAGAAAGAAAGAAAGAAAGAAAGAAAGAAAAGGAUAUGUAUUAUUAAAACAAGCCACAAAGAUCAAUGUCUUUUUGCUGUGAUGAAAGAAAAGACAGAAAGACUGAAGGAAAGGAAAAUAAAUGGAAUGGAAAGGAAAGGAAAGGAAAUGGGGAAUAAAAAAAGAAAGUAAGGAAGGGAGGGACGAAAGAAAGAAAGAAAGAAAGAAAGAAAGAAAGAAAGAAAGAAAGAAAGAAAGAAAGAAAGAAAGAAAGAAAGAAAGAAAGAAAACCCUGCAAGGAGGAAGAAAGGAAAUAUGUGAUAAUAUUAAAGUACACCACAGAGAUUAAUAUGUAAUUUUGUAAUUUAAAUCCUUUUUAAAUUACUAUUACACUAUAGAGAUAAUAUAUAUAAAUACAAAGGAAAUGUAUUCUCAUUAAGACAUGUCACAGAGAGAAAGAAAGAAAUGUGUACUACAUGCUACAUAAAUGAAUGUGUCAUUUUAUUGUGACUUUUUUUAAACAGCAGAAUAGUAUUGCAGAUUCCUGUGAACACGUUUAUUAAAGAAACAAGGAGUAAGAAUGAAAAGUAAAUGUCAUAUUUAUGCAUAUUAAAACGUUUCCAUAAAAUAAACAGCUUUCAGACUUUAA